This is a messenger RNA of Symbiodinium natans, 765 nucleotides long. Lineage: Eukaryota; Dinophyceae; Suessiales; Symbiodiniaceae. The record is from the annotation of a GenBank genome assembly.
AUGCCCUUUGCUCUCUCCCUGGCCUCUUGCUAUGGCUGGGCUGCGGCCUUGUGCCGGCAGCUGGCGGCCGACCAGGGCUUCCACGUCCUGCUCGGGUCGCGUGACGCGGGCGCGGACCGGGUCGAGAUGUUGCCGCUGGACGUCUCCGAUGAUGCCUCCGUCCGUGCUGCGGCCGAGGAGAUCAAGCAGAGAUACGGGGCGGAGUCGAGCUUGUAUGGCAUUGUCAAUAACGCCGGGGUCGGCUUCGACCAUUCCAUGCAAAGGACCUUGGACGUGAACACCUAUGGCGCAAAGAGAGUCUGCGACGCCUUUCUUCCGAUGCUUCAGAAAGAUGGGCGGAUCGCGAACACGGCGUCGGCGUCUGGGCCCAACUACGUCUCGCGCAGCAGCGGCGAGGAGAGGCAGCUGCUCACAGACCCAGGCGUGACCUGGGAGGCGCUGGACAGCUUCAUGCGGGAGGCGUGCGAGAACCCACGGGGGAGGCAGCCCUAUGGCUUGUCUAAGGCUUGCCUCAUCUCCUACACGAUGCUCAUGGCUCGCCUUCAUCCCGACCUCAAGAUCAACGCCAUGACGCCGGGGUAUAUCCUGACGGACAUCACACGGGGGAUGGGGGCCACCAAGCCGCCUGAAGAAGGCACGAAGGCAGCAAUCUACUGUCUCACGGGCGAGCUUGAAGGAAAUGGCCGCUACUAUGGCUCCGAUGCUCUUCGGAGCCCGAUCGACCGAUACCGUGCCCCAGGCGAUCCCCCAUAUCAGGGGCCCUGA